GUCUUGCAAGUGUGCCAACGGAUUUUUUUUUCUUGCAUGUGUGUGUAGUUGCAAGUCUGGGAUGCUUUUGCUCCAUCUCUCGUCCAAUCUAAAGCUGUGUCUCAAGCAAAGAGCGCUACAAGUGUGUAUAAAAGCAGCAAGAAGCUGACCUACGGUGCCAAUUGAUCCAGCAGACAGCAUGGAAGCGGCCCCCGAGGAGGCGAAGUUUGAAGAUGAGCAGCAGCAAGCUACAGAGGACUCUCUAGUCUUUGAAACAGAAGUUGAACCUCAAAAAACGGUCCUGAUUGUGUACGCCCACCAGAGCUUGGGCUCAUUCAACGAAGCAGUGCGGGACGAGGCUACUAAGGAGCUUUCAAAGCAAGGCUACCGGGUCAUCGUGUCUGACCUGUACGCUAUGAACUUCAAAGCCAGUGCCACAAAGAGUGAUAUAAUUGGUGAUUUGAAGAAUUCAGAGCUUUUCCAGUAUGGAGAGGAGACUAUGCAUGCCUGGAGGGAGGGUUGCCUAAGUGACGACAUUACGGCCGAACAACGUAAAGUAAAAGAGGCUGAGCUCAUCAUCUUCCAGUUUCCUUUGUACUGGUUCAGUGUACCUGCCAUCAUGAAGGGAUGGAUGGACCGAGUGCUGACUCAGGGCUUUGCUUUCUCCCUGGAAAAGAUGUACAACAACGGUAUUUUCAAGGAUAAGAAAGCAAUGUUAUCCUUUACAACUGGAGCAAUAGAAUCAAUGUUUCGCCCCGAUGGCAUCAAUGGAGACAUUAACGUCACACUGUGGCCUCUUCAGAAUGGCACUCUGCACUUCUGCGGAUUUCAGGUCCUUGCUCCUCAGAUUUUCUGGAGUCCAGCUCAUUGUCCUGCUGAAGUACGAACUGCAAUGCUAAAGCAGUGGCGUGCGCGUCUCAAGGGACUGCUAGCUGAAAAGUGUCUGACUUUUGCCCCUUGUGAAUGGUUUGGCCUCAGCUUUGAAAAGGGGUUCUUGCUCCAGCCAGAGGUGAAGGAGGAGCAGAAGUCCAAUGCCUAUGGGAUCACCACAGGGCACCAUCUUGGCAAAUUGCUUCCCCCUGACAACCAGACCAAAGCACAGCUCACAGAUGACACACAGAUGGCUGUAACUACACACAAAAUGUGAUCGCAAAACAGAGUACCAGAAUCACCCUAAUCAAUUUACUGAACUCUUACUGUGUGUGUGUGUGUGUGUGUGUGUGUGUGUGUGUGUGUGUGUGUGUGUGUGUGUGUGUGUGUGUAUAUAUAUAUACAUGCAUACUGUAUGUAGUUCACAUUUUUACUCGAUUCAUUUGUAUGUCUGUGAUAUGUGUCAUGUAAAAUGUUUUUAUAUAUAAUAGAUUUUGAAAUCUGAUUCAUAUUUGGUCUAACAAAAUGUUUAAAAAAUAGUUUAAUAACAUAAUUUUGAGUUUUAAGUUGAUGUUGAUUUUGAAUGUAACAUCAACUUAUUUUUUCGGAGGAAAGUGCAGUAAUAAAAAUUGUUUGUCAUCUUUUAAGGAAAUGAAGGAUAUAGCUGAAACCAUAAGUUUGAAGAGUCUAAUUAAUAUUUAAUACAAAUUUUACAUUUGUUUUAAUUGAAUGGUGUUUCUGUAUUGCUGUAGUUUAAAAAAAAAACAGGAUGGCCAUGAUGACAGAAGCUGAGCUGCACUGUAAUUGUUCCCAAACAGGUUUUGUGGCUACAGUUUGAAACAAUUCACACUUGUCCCUUAACCUCAUAAACAACAAAGCGUGUGACGGAAAAGUGGUUAGGACUGCACGACUGUCCGUGUUUGAUGUUAUGUGUUGUGUUUAUUAUUUUACUUUAUGUUAACUGUUUUGUUAAGCGCUUUGUUACAGCUGCCGCCGUUGUGAAAGCGCUAUAUAAAUCAGCAUGUAUUGUAUUGUAAUACCCCCAUAAUAAAGUAACAUCCUCAUAA
Hippocampus zosterae (dwarf seahorse) is the source of this 1916-nucleotide messenger RNA. It is a transcript of the gene nqo1, whose product is annotated as NAD(P)H dehydrogenase, quinone 1. NCBI's taxonomy places the organism in Eukaryota, Metazoa, Chordata, Actinopteri, Syngnathiformes, Syngnathidae. Gene Ontology annotation, molecular function: NAD(P)H dehydrogenase (quinone) activity. The record is from RefSeq and is a predicted model, not a curated record. The transcript is spliced from 6 exons. Gene Ontology annotation, cellular component: cytosol. The coding region runs from base 179 to 1126 and encodes 315 amino acids.